AUGUCUAUGGACGCCAAAGAAAUCGAGCUCCGGGCCAAGGCCAUGACCAAGGCCGCCUCUUCCAACGAACCUCCCUCUACCAUCAUACCACUACUCAAGCAACUGCAACAAGGGGUGAAAGCCACCGAAGACCUGCUGCGAUCGACCCGUGUCGGUAUCGCCGUCAACAAACUUAAACAACACAAAUCUCCCGAAGUCGCCCGUCUCGCGAGCGAAAUCGUCUCCAAGUGGCGCCACGAAGUGAACAAGCAAAAGGCCGGGGCUUCCCCCGGCGCUAGCCAACGGUCGAGCAGCUCUCCCCACCCGAAAACCAACGGCACCCCCUCCGGCGGUGCGACUCCCUCCGAUAAGGCCUCGAAGCUCUCGGUGCCUCCCGACAAGCGUACCUGGAAGGCCGAUGGCGUGGACACCAACCAGACCGGCAACAGAAUUCGCGACAGCUGCAUCGGCUUGAUGUACGAUGGGCUGUGUCUCAACUCGGUUGAACCCCCCCGCACAGUCCUGUCCAAGGCGUCGGCCGUCGAAGCGGCAGCCUUUAGCGACCUCGGACCGGAAACGAAGGAACAAUACCGCACGAAGAUCCGCAGUCUCUACCAGAACCUCAAGAACAAAUCGAACCCGACACUGCGAGUGCGGGUCCUCAACGGCGACGUGACGCCAGAACAGUUCGUCCGGAUGUCGCACGACGAACUCCGGUCGGCGGAACAGCAGGAGCGCGACCGCAAGAUUCAAAAGGAGAACAUGGACAAGGCGAUGGUGGCACAGGCGGAGCGGAGUAUCAGUACGAGCUUGCAAUGUGGCAAGUGUGGACAGCGCAAGGUGACAUAUACGGAAGCGCAGACGCGCAGUGCGGACGAACCGAUGACAUUGUUUUGUACGUGUAUGAACUGCGGCAAGUCAUGGAAGCAGUGA
Molecule: messenger RNA, 912 nt
Organism: Aspergillus niger
Lineage: Eukaryota; Fungi; Ascomycota; Eurotiomycetes; Eurotiales; Aspergillaceae
Exons: 1
Coding region: 1-912 (303 amino acids)
Biological process (GO): DNA-templated transcription; transcription antitermination; transcription elongation by RNA polymerase I
Cellular component (GO): nucleus
Molecular function (GO): zinc ion binding; RNA polymerase II transcription regulatory region sequence-specific DNA binding
Source: RefSeq, a predicted model, not a curated record